UGGAACUGUCAAUAUAUCCUUGCAUAUUAUUUUGUGUUGUCAAACAAAUCCAACUUAUUUCGUAUAGCGUGCUUGUUUUAUCAAUAAAAUCGCAAAAAAGAACAUAACUUUGUUGAUAGUCCAUAUUGAUCGCAAUAUAAACAGAAAAAUGUCAACAAACACCACCACGAGUGUAGCCACAAAGAAAUCGAUUCCGGGAACUGGUCGCAAAAAAUCCGGACCGAAAUUCGAGUUGUCGGAUGAGCAAAAGUCGGACAUUAAGGAAGCGUUCGAUAUGUUUGACACGGAAGGCACUGGCGUCAUUGACAUCAAAGAGCUGAAGGUGGCAAUUAGGGCACUGGGAUUCGAGCCGAAAAAGGAGGAUAUCAAGAAAAUGGUGGCCGAUGUCGACAAAGAGGGUACCGGUAAAAUUUCCUACGCCGAUUUUCUGCAACUGAUGACAAUGAAAAUGACGGAAAAAGAUUCCAACGAGGAGAUUCUGAAGGCGUUCCGGUUGUUCGACGACGAUGAUACGGGAACGAUUUCGUUUAAAAAUUUGAAACGGGUCGCUAAGGAAUUGGGUGAGAAUCUGACCGACGAGGAGCUGAAAGAGAUGAUUGAGGAGGCGGACAUGGAUGGUGACGGUGAAGUGAAUCAAGACGAAUUUUUGAGAAUCAUGAAGAAAACGAGCCUGUACUAGGGUGAUUGGGAUUCACCACCAUUUCUUCUUCGUACAUUUUUCUUCAUUAUUUAUUUCGAUUAAGUUACCGUCUGUGAUUCGGUUCGGUUUAUUUAUUUAUAAAAAUUUUGCUUGAAUCUAAAUUCUUUGUAAUUUGCACGCGUGUAGAAGGGUCUUGUCACAAAUCUCUUUUUUCUUAAGCUUCUAGUCUACCGAACAAUCUUGUCAGAUGACAACUAAGUAGAUUUACAUUAUAGGUCUGAUCUGCUUGAGAUAUAGCUGUAGACGUGUACAACUAAAUUUUAGAUAAAAAUAUUGUAAAAGAAACGGAAGUUUUUUUACUCCAAAGAGCCACGCAUUUUUUUAAAAUAUAAUUUAAUCGCUAGCGUUUAAGGAUAUUUUACUAAAAAUGAUCACUAUACAUAUAAUAUGAGAGUUGGACGUACGUACGAUUUUGUGUGUCUGUGAAAUUUAAAAUUUAAAAUUGGGAAAAAAAAUUGUUUGAAUGCCCAGCAUAAUACUAGUCGUUAUAUUUUACGAAUAAAUGGACAAAAAGACACUGAAAUAAAA
Bradysia coprophila is the source of this 1228-nucleotide messenger RNA. RefSeq lists its product as uncharacterized. The record is from RefSeq and is a predicted model, not a curated record. Gene Ontology annotation, molecular function: calcium ion binding. NCBI's taxonomy places the organism in Eukaryota, Metazoa, Arthropoda, Insecta, Diptera, Sciaridae.